This is a messenger RNA of Betta splendens (Siamese fighting fish), 2031 nucleotides long. Its product is annotated as G-protein coupled receptor family C group 5 member D. NCBI's taxonomy places the organism in Eukaryota, Metazoa, Chordata, Actinopteri, Anabantiformes, Osphronemidae. The transcript is spliced from 4 exons. Gene Ontology annotation, molecular function: sevenless binding; G protein-coupled receptor activity; protein kinase activator activity. The record is from RefSeq and is a predicted model, not a curated record. Gene Ontology annotation, cellular component: signaling receptor complex; plasma membrane; intracellular membrane-bounded organelle. The coding region runs from base 395 to 1615 and encodes 406 amino acids. Gene Ontology annotation, biological process: G protein-coupled receptor signaling pathway; visual perception.
GAGGCUUGUGAAAGCAAACGGCCGCCGCCUGCGGCUCUGGCGCCGCUCAGCGUGUUGUUGCUGCGCCUCGCGGUCGCCACGGAGACGCCUGCUCCCGUUCUGUCUCCAGGUGAGUCAGUGGCCGGGCUCCUCCUCAGGCUCCAGGGAGGCUCCUUAUCUGGAGGCAGGAUGCAAAUUUACAGGGCUUCAACAGCUGCAACAACAGGAGGAGCGGCAGGUGCCAGGCUCCUCCCUCAGAGGGGGGAGGGAGGGAGGGAGCGAGGGAGCCAGUCCGUCUCCAGUGGGAGCAGAGCUAUGGACCCGGCGUAGCAGCAACAGCAGCAGCAGCAGCAGCUCCGCGCACAUCAGGACGACUCAGCUGCCGGACGGUUUCGGGUGGAGUGGAUCCUCCAACAUGGGCUCUUCCUCGGCGCUCCCCCUCCCCCUCCUCCUCCUCCUCCCUCUCGGCGCUCCGGGCCAGUCCACCAACGGCAGCUCGGCCUCGUCCAACCUCAGCUCCCUCAGCGGCGUCCCCGGCUGCGGCGCCGGGCUCAGCCCCGCCUACCGCUUCCUGUGCGACCGCUGGGCCGCGUGGGGCAUCAUCGUGGAGACCUUGGCCACCGCCGGCUUCCUCUUCAGCCUCCUGCUGCUCCUGGGCCUGUUGCUGUGGGCGCUGUGUUUCUGCGCCUCCUCCAGGAAGCAGUGUGGCCGCGUGGGCGGCCCGGUGGCCUCCAUGAGCCUGUUCCUGCUGGCCACAGCCGGGCUCUUCGGCGCCACCUUCGCCUUCAUCGUGCGCCUCUCGGCUCAGACCUGCCCCGCGCGCCUCUUCCUCUUCGCCGUGCUCUUCGCCCUCGCCUUCUCCUGCCUGCUGGCCCGCUGCCUGGUUCUGCUGGGCCUGGCGGCGGCGCGGGGCUGGGGCGAGCCCGCCAUCGCCCUGGGGCUGUUCGCCGUGCAGGUGAUCAUCUCCACCGAGUGGCUGAUCCUGGUGCUGCUCCGGGACCAGAACCCGUGCAGCUACAGCCAGCAGGAACUGGCCAUGCUGCAGAUCUUCGUGCUGUGCCUUCUGGCCGCGGGCCUGGUCCUGUCGCUGCACCUCACGUGUCGCUCCUGCUCCACGCACAGCUACAGCUACACGGGGCCCAACAACCAGCAGGGCCGCGUGCAGGCGCCGCUGCUGUUCCUCACGCUGCUGCUGUCGGCCGGCGUGUGGGUGGCCUGGAUCUCCAUGCUGACCAGGGGGAACGUGCAACUGGGCCGCCGGCCGCAGUGGGAUGACCCGGUGCUGAGCGUGGCGCUGGUGGCCAACGGCUGGGUGCUGCUGCUGGGCCACGGCCUGGCCCAGCUGGCCUUGCUCUGCAGGCGUGGGGGGUCCAAGGACGCGCCUCUGGACUUCACCGGCUGGACCGGCACCAGCGGCGAGAGCCCGGGGCCGGGUCCCAAGGAGGGCAGGGAGAACGGGAGCUUUGAGAACGACGGCGAGAACCGCAGAGGCAGGAGAAAGGACCCGUCGCUCCGCUCGCCCUACGAGUCGGGCUUCUCCAUGACAGAAAUCGACCCAGAGAAGGAUUACACCAUCCCUCGACCUCAGACCACCAACUAUGGAGAACCGUACGAUGAAUAUUACAGUGAAGAGUGAAGCUUCUCACACCAGCGCCGGCCACAACCUGCUCCUCAGCAAAAAACCUUUAAGCUUUUUGUGCAAAUGCAAAUAUUUUUGUGAUGUUAUACAAACUCUUAAGGACUUGACUCCGAGUUCUCCAGCUGAGCUUCAUGUAAACUGGGCCAACGCUCCAAGUGUGUGUUAGUGUGAUAGUGUGAGAUGGAAGGUAACAGGUGAUGAUGAGGCGAGAAGCUGUUGAAGAGCACCAUGGGUCAACGAUGGAGAGGAUGAGCUGGAUGAGAGCAGCCGACAGGAACCCGGUUACCAGCGUUACAGUUAAAACCAUGUGACUGUGCUGCACUCAAACGCAGAUGAAUAUUUACCAGUAGUCACAAACGGCUGUUUCUAUUAUUAAUUAUUACAUGUUGUCAAUAAAAGAUUUGUCUCCAGGA